Drosophila miranda is the source of this 2242-nucleotide messenger RNA. RefSeq names its product choline/ethanolamine kinase. Gene Ontology annotation, biological process: CDP-choline pathway; phosphatidylethanolamine biosynthetic process. Gene Ontology annotation, molecular function: choline kinase activity; ethanolamine kinase activity. The record is from RefSeq and is a predicted model, not a curated record. The coding region runs from base 233 to 1915 and encodes 560 amino acids. The transcript is spliced from 8 exons. NCBI's taxonomy places the organism in Eukaryota, Metazoa, Arthropoda, Insecta, Diptera, Drosophilidae. Gene Ontology annotation, cellular component: cytoplasm.
UUAGUUUGUUUUUGUCCGCCCAGAUGUGAAGAACAAAUCGCUGCUGAAAAUCCAACUGAAAAAAGACUCUCUUUUUUGCCGUUUUAUACUACAUAUAUAUCUGUAAAUUCCUGUUGUGGUGUGCCUUUGCGACUAUUUUGUCAGAUUUAUAUAAUACCAUUUAUAUAUUGUAUAUCGUGUCUGUUUAAUCGGUAUAUUUUGAUAUCUGUAAACUAUACAAAAUACGCGUAGCAUGAGACAGCGAAUUUGUGGCAACAAUAAAACAAUAAAACGUCGCCAAGAGCAGCAGCAGGAAAUUGUUGAAAACUGUUGUCUAAAUAAACGUUGUAAAUAUGAUAAUAUUUGGCAACAUUUUAAGCGAAAUGCAACCCUUGAGGAAAUUCGCCAUGCGGCAGCACGCAUCUGUCGGGACUAUCUAACCGGUCGCUGGAAGGUCGUAACCCCAGAAUCUUUGGUGGUGAAACGCAUCAGUGGCGGUCUUUCAAACUUUUUGUAUUACGUAAGUCUGCCCGAUUCGGAUGCGGAUGAGAAUGAGAACGAAGAGCAGGGACUAUUGGAGCAGCAGGCGAAUGGCCAUGUUGCCAAAGACAACGUCAUAGUUGCCGAUGCCGGCGCCACAAACAUUGUGUCCAAAAAUAGCCCAGACUUUGCACGCAAUGGGGUGGAGGUGGAGGUGGAGUCCGAGACCGCGGGUGGGGCGGCAGACGAUGACGACGCAGCCACGAGCGCCAAGCAGGCGCACAAACGUCAGCGUUUCGAUAGCGAUAGCGGCGAUUCGAGUUCAUUGAAACGAUUGCAUGCCCCCAAGCAGGAACCCCGUGAGGUCCUGCUGCGUAUCUAUGGACAAACCCAUGGAGAUCAUGCGCUGGAGAGCAUGAUUACCGAAUCGGUUGUGUUUGCACUGCUCAGUGAGCGUAAUUUUGGACCCAAACUGCAUGGCAUCUUUCCCGGCGGACGCAUCGAGCAAUACUUACCGGCACGUGCCUUGGCCACAGCGGAGUUGGCCGAACAGCGUAUCCUACUGAAAGUGGCAGAGAAAAUGGGUGAAAUCCACAGCCUGAAUAUACCCAUGUCCAAGGAACCCGAUUGGAUCUGGAAUUGCAUGCAGCGUUGGGUGACCAGCUUCGAGAGCAUUGUCAAGGGCAAAAUCCAAUCGAAACCGGAUUCCACAGUGCUCCAGAAGCAAAGGGAACUGAUGCGCACCAUUGACUAUGUGCAGGAGAUAGCAUGGCUGAGAUCGGUGAUCGAGAGCGGGGAAUAUCCCGUGGUCUUCUGCCACAACGAUCUGCAGGAGGGAAAUAUACUGUUGCGUCAGGCGACACCAGAGCGUACGCCUCGAGAAUCCAUCAGUAGCUUGAGAUCCAAUUUUGAUGAGACAUUGGGCGACAGUUUGGAUGGCAACAGCAAUCUGUCGGAGCCAGAAGUCAACAAAUCGCACAGCUCGUCCUCGUCAUGUCCCGAACUGUUGGACACCACCGAUGAUUCAGCCCUGGACACCAGCUUCACCAACGAUAAUGAGCCGGAUCUUAUUAUCAUUGACUUUGAGUAUUGUGCCUAUAACUAUCGUGGCUACGAUCUGGCCAAUCACUUCAUCGAAUGGACCUUUGACUAUACCAAUCCGCACUUCCCAUAUUUUCAUCAUAAUACAAGCAAUUAUGCCACCGCCCAGCAGAGACGCGAUUUCAUUGUGAAUUAUCUAAAGAAAUAUCACGACGAUGAGAACUAUAAUCCCACGGUACAGGAACUGGAGAAUGUGGACUCCGAGAUACAGUUCUUUACGAUGAUGUCGCAUCUGUUCUGGAGCCUGUGGUCGGUGAUUAAUGUGACAUCAGCCAUAGAGUUUGGUUAUUGGGAGUACGGCAUUGCUCGAAUUCUGGAAUAUCAAAAGCUAAAGGCCGCCUUUCUGGCCAAAUGAUUAGCCGUAUGGCAUUCUAAGGGCAACACAGACACACACACACUGAUCAAGGAUCAAAUGCAUCAUAAUCAAUCUUCAAUAUUCACUUGUAUCGAAUCGAAAAACGUACUUAAGUGACCUUAAAGAAUUAGAAGACCCAGUCCCCCGCCCAAGGAAUGAAUUUGAGCAGAGACAUGGACAAUGCCGGCGCUUUUGAAUGGAUUAAAUUGAAUAAAUUAUUUUUGUAUAGAACAAUUAGCGACUUAGAAUCGAUUAAUGCUGAGAGGAGAAAAACGAGUCAGAAGAUACCAAUUAAAGCUGUGAUUAUUGCAUGAGACAGAUGACGGA